AAAAACUACAAUCCGCCAUGAAUCAAUGACGCGCUAUUGCCUUGCAUCAGCGCGUGUGCGUGGAUCUUACCUACCGGCAAAGUUGUCACAUUUUAGCCACUUGAGCGUAUUUAAAAGUCGACAUUUCCCCAAACAAGUCAUAAGUCAACGGCCAAAUGAAGCUAUUUAUUAGCGAAGGCAACCCGCACUGCCUAAAAGUGUUAGCUGCUUUAGAAGAAGCUGGAGUGCAGUGUGACGUCCAGUUUGUCAACCACGAAGAAAAUCUUGUGCCAUUCCUGAGUCGUCCAUCUUUGCCAGCCCUGCUCCUUCCUAAUGGACAGCACCUUUUCAGCCCCAAUGCCAUUUGCCGAUACAUGUUUGAAGUGAGCGGACAAGAGUGCAGCGAGGCUUGUGAUCAGUGGCUCGAAUGGGAAGCCACAGAUCUCCAGCCUGCCCUCCUGCAGGCCCUUCAUAUGGCGGUGCUUCAGGGGAAAGAAUUGGAGGCCACCAAAGUCCUCGCAGGGCCCCUCAGCUACUUGGAUCAAAGCUUGACCAAGGCGAACACACCGUAUUUAACUGGGGAUGUUGUUUCGGUGGCUGAUCUUGUUGUGUGUGCCGCGCUGCAUCCGAUUUUGUCCGCACCAUCGCUCGCCUCAGGUGACCACAAGUCUGUGAGGCUUUGGUUCGACCGUGUGGCCGCCUCACAGAGCUGCGUGUCGGCGUCUCACAAAGUGCUGCAGGGAAAAGGCCUGCAGGCAAUGAAGAGCUUCAUGCAGAGGCAGCCUGCGCCGCAGAGCGGCCAGAGCAGAGGCGGCACGCAUCCUUGCAACAGCGGCCCUGCUGAGGAUGAGGAAAGGGAACGUGCGGUGUCAGAGGAAGAGAUGGAAGCUGCUGCUCUCACGUGGAACAAGGGUUUCAAUGCCUCCGCAGCAGCCACUGAGAGGCUCCACCCGAUUCUGCCACAGGAGGGCAAACGAAACAUCUUGUUGACCAGCGCCUUGCCCUAUGUCAACAACGUACCCCACCUUGGCAACAUCAUUGGCUGCGUUCUUAGCGCUGACGUCUUCUCCAGGUACAGCCGACUGCGAGGCUGGAACUCGCUGUUUGUGUGCGGCACAGACGAGUACGGCACGGCCACAGAAAACAAAGCCCGUGAAGAAGGCUUGACGCCGCAGCAGAUCUGUGACAAAUACCACGCCAUUCACGCCAGCAUCUAUGAGUGGUUCCAGAUUGAUUUUGACUUCUUCGGCAGGACCACCACUGAGAAGCAGACGGAGAUUGCCCAGAACAUUUUCUGGAGGCUCCAUGAAAAUGGCUUCCUGCUGGAAGACGUGGUGGAGCAGCUACGGUGUGAGCAAUGCCAGCGUUUCCUGGCUGACCGCUUUGUAGAAGGCAUCUGCCCCCACUGCAACUACCCUGACGCCCGUGGCGACCAGUGCGACAAGUGUGGGCGACUCAUUAAUGCAGUGGAACUCAAGGCACCUCACUGUAAAGUCUGCAGGCAGACUCCAGUCAUCCGCUCCUCCAAACAUCUUUUCUUGGACCUGCCAAAGUUAGAGGGUCAGUUGGAGCAGUGGCUGAACAAGUCCACCAGCAGCGGAGACUGGACAGCGAAUGCCAAACAGAUCACUCGAUCCUGGCUCAGGGAUGGACUCAAACCUCGCUGCAUCACCAGAGACUUGCGCUGGGGAACACCAGUUCCGCACCCAGACUUUCAAGAAAAGGUGUUCUAUGUGUGGUUUGAUGCCCCGAUCGGUUAUGUUUCCAUCACUGCCAACUAUACAGACAAAUGGGAACAGUGGUGGAAGAAUCCAGGGCAGGUGGAGAUGUAUAACUUCAUGGCCAAGGACAACGUGCCAUUCCAUAGUGUGGUGUUUCCCUGCUCCCUCCUGGGAGCUCAGGACAACUACACACUGGUCAAUCACUUGAUUGCCACUGAAUAUCUGAAUUAUGAAGAUACAAAGUUCUCAAAGAGCAGGGGCAUCGGCGUGUUCGGCGACAUGGCCAAGGACACGGGCAUCCCGUCCGACGUGUGGCGCUUCUACCUACUCUACGUCCGUCCCGAGGGACAGGACUCGGCCUUCUCGUGGGCCGACAUGGCUCUGAAGAACAACUCUGAGCUGCUCAACAACUUGGGCAACUUCAUUAACAGAGCCGGCAUGUUUGUUUCAAAGUUCUUUGAUGGCUGUGUGCCCGCGAUGGAGCUGCUGCAGGAAGAUAAGAAGCUGCUGGCUUUAGUGGGCUGGGAGCUGCAGCAGUACAUCCAGCUCAUGGACAAAGUCAAAAUCCGUGACGCUCUGAAGCACAUCCUCAACAUCUCUCGCCAUGGCAACCAGUACAUCCAAGUAAAUGAACCCUGGAAGAAGAUCAAGGGAGGAGAUGCAGAGCGGCAGCGUGCGGGCACUGUCACUGGCGUGUCCAUCAACGUCGCCUGCUUGCUGUCUGUCAUGCUGCUCCCCUACAUGCCGGCGAUGAGCCAAAUCAUCAGGGAUCAACUCAAUGCGCCUUAUUCUUGCGUCAGUGCCAUGCUACAUGGCUCGGGCGCCUUUACACGUGUCCUUGACCCUGGCCACCGCAUUGGCACCGUGAGUCCAUUGUUCCAGAAACUGGAGGUGGAGCAGAUUGAAGCUUUGAAGAAGAGAUUUGGUGGACAGCAGCCUGAAGAUGAAUCGCCGAACAAGAAGCCUCAGACGGCGACUCAAAACGCUGCCAACCCUCAGUCGGCUGCGACUCUGCCCACCCCUGCGAUCGAGGUAAACGCUGGAGCCGACCCGGAGAAAGCCCGGCAGCUGACGCAGGCUGUGGCUGAACAGGGAGAAAAGGUGCGUGCUCUCAAAGCACAGAAGGCCGACAAGGCAACGAUUAUGGCAGAGGUGUCCAAACUGUUGGAGCUGAAGAAACAGCUGGCCCUGGCAGAGGGCACAAGCCCCGAGCCCACACCCGUCAAGGGCAAAAAGAAGUGAGACAAGCGGGCGAGGCAAAAAAAAAAAAAAAAAAAAGGCACAAAUGGUGAGGGUGGUUCGCGGUAGGGGCUGGGGGGACAAGUUGGAGGUGCAAUAGCAGGAGAAGGGGAACAAGAUGUACAUGGCGAGAUGAGGCUUUUCGCCAAAGGCAAAGCCGUGACGGGAUCUGAGACAACGCGGCGUUGGCACCAAGGGCUAAUGAAAUGCUAGCGAGGCUGGCGGGGAAUUGAAAACACACAAAGGGAUCCAAAUGAAUUCAACAGAAUGGAGGGAUUUGGG
Molecule: messenger RNA, 3221 nt
Organism: Hippocampus comes (tiger tail seahorse)
Lineage: Eukaryota; Metazoa; Chordata; Actinopteri; Syngnathiformes; Syngnathidae
Gene: mars1
Product: methionyl-tRNA synthetase 1
Exons: 22
Coding region: 156-2942 (928 amino acids)
Biological process (GO): methionyl-tRNA aminoacylation
Cellular component (GO): aminoacyl-tRNA synthetase multienzyme complex; cytosol
Molecular function (GO): ATP binding; methionine-tRNA ligase activity
Source: RefSeq, a predicted model, not a curated record